AGGUCGACUCCACUGCUCGCAUGCUCAUAUCCGUUAAAACUUUCAAAUUAGACAGCGUAUGCACGCUAGCGCGAGUUCGGAAGAUUUGUCCCGCGUGUGUAUUGUGUACUUUUUUGCCUCCUGUCAAAUCAAGUCUGUCUCUCCCACUCGUUCUCUGAAUUGGUGAUCUCGCACGAAUUACGUCGACGGAUACACGAUGUCGGACAACAUCUACUAUUCCCGCAAGUACUACGACGACAAGUACGAGUACAGGCAUGUUGUUUUGCCAAAGGAAAUGGUAAAACUAGUACCACAAACUCAUCUGCUCUCUGAGCAGGAAUGGAGGGCCAUUGGAGUUCAGCAGAGUCAAGGAUGGGUACAUUACAUGAUUCACGAGCCUGAACCACACAUCCUUUUAUUUAAGAGGAAGAUAACGACACCCCCAGAACUAAGAGAGGAAGACAACUGAAAAAUGUGGCGAAAUUAUAUAUUAUUAGUUUGUAAAUAAUGAUUCAGAUCAUGUUCAUAUUUAUAGUGGGACAUAUUUGUGACGGUAAAGCAAUGUUACUUUCUCUCUCUUUAGCAUCGCAAAUACGCUGCAUGAUCCAAUUAUUAACUUUCUAUUGAUUUGGUUUAAGAAAAUUGCGCAAAUCAAUCGUACAUAAACCUGGUUUAGUUAAAUUCCACAGAAUAGUAUGCCCAUGGUCUUCAUGUUUAUUACUUUGCUUAGUCAUUUGUGAAGAAAUGUCGAGCAAGUAUACUGUAUAUAUGUCUAUAGAGUAUCUUACUUUAGUUUUUAAUCAUUCCCUUGUCAUAGCUUUGUCAUCUUUUUGCAUAGAACUCAACACAGAGAAAGAUGUCUUAUGAUAUAUUAACUCUAAAAAUACAUGUGACAUACUCUAGUUGCCCCCAAAGGUAGUAAUUCCGAAGCAAAGUAAUUUAUAAGAAUUUAUUCUUGUGAUGAUACACAGAGUGCCUUGUAGGAGAUUAGUCUGAAAAUUACAGUUAAAUUAAGGCGCUUAGGAUAAAAACAUUAAGUUUGACAAAAGUUUUAACAUAAUUAAUACAAAAGAAGUGUAAACACA
Molecule: messenger RNA, 1064 nt
Organism: Nylanderia fulva
Lineage: Eukaryota; Metazoa; Arthropoda; Insecta; Hymenoptera; Formicidae
Gene: Cks30A
Product: Cyclin-dependent kinase subunit 30A
Molecular function (GO): cyclin-dependent protein serine/threonine kinase regulator activity
Source: RefSeq, a predicted model, not a curated record